UAUGCAGUGUGCUCUGAUCAGCUGCUGCAAGGACCAAUUGUUCCUACCCUGAGAGAAAAGGGACACAUCAUCCUGUCCCUGCUCCCCUCCUCCAAAUCCCUGGAGGAGCAAUUAGAGUGCCCCGCUUCAUGUGGAAUGAUCCAUUGUCUGUAACAGGUUCAGGCUGACACCAGUGCCUGCUGCUGCUUGUUCUGCACUGGUCCUGCUCUGGAUGAAAGUCUGGCUGUGUGGGUGCAGGGCACUUAUUGGGUUAAGCCAGUGUUCCUCCUCUCUGCUGGGUCUGCCUGCUCAGGAAUGAUGGGAGCUUUGGGGAAUCCAAGUUGCUUGCUCAUCUGCUGGCUCCUUGUCUUAUGUUAGGAGGGAGCAUCUUCCUUGAGAUUACAGGCAGAAGACAGAAAGGGAGACUAUGGACUGAUUGUAUGCCCAUCACCAUGGAGUUUCUAGUGGGCAUAAUCUGCAUUAUUGUCUGCCUCCAGCCAGUUGCAGGGUUUGGUGUGGACCCCUCCCUACAGAUUGACAUCCUCGAGGAGCUCCAGUUGGGGGAGGCCACUCCUGGAGUACAGCAGGUUCAAGGACUUCACAACAGAAGCAAAGCCUUCCUUUUCCAAGAUUCUUCAAGAAAUUUGAAAGCUUCUUCCGCUUUAUCAGAAAAACUUUUUCAGAAAUUGAAGAAUAAACAUGAAUUCACUGUGUUGGUGACUUUGAAGCAGGCUGCUUUAAAUUCAGGUGUCAUUCUCUCUAUUCAUCAGUCAGAUCACAGGUAUCUUGAGCUUGAAAGUAGUGGGCAUCGAAAUGAAGUCAGACUACAUUACCGCUCAGGGAGUCAUCGAUCGCAGACAGAAGUUUUUCCAUAUAUUUUGGCAGAUGACAAAUGGCAUCGAUUUUCCUUGGCAGUCAGCGCUUCUCAUCUGGUUUUACAUGUGGAUUGUAACAAGAUUUAUGAAAGAAUUGUGGAAAAGCCAUACAUGGAUAUUCCAUCUGGGACAACUUUAUGGGUUGGACAAAGAAAUGGCGCACAUGGUUAUUUUAAGGGGAUCAUGCAAGAUCUACAGAUCGUUAUCAUGCCACAAGGGUUUAUUUCCCAGUGUCCGGAUCUUAAUCGCACAUGUCCAACGUGCAAUGACUUCCAUGGACUAGUGCAGAAAAUCAUGGAACUACAAGAUAUCCUGGCAAAAACAUCAGCAAAGCUGUCAAGAGCUGAGCAGAGGAUGAAUAGGUUAGAUCAAUGCUACUGCGAAAGAUCUUGCACUGUAAAGGGCAAUGUCUACAGAGAGUUGGAGUCCUGGACAGAUGGCUGUAAGAAGUGUACAUGCAUGAAUGGGACAGUUCAGUGUGAAACAUUAGUCUGUACCGAACCAACGUGCCCAGCUUAUUCUGCACCUGCCUUUGCUCCUGGCAAAUGUUGUAAAGAAUGCCAACCUGUAUGUGUUUAUCAAGGCCAACUGUAUUUUGAAGGAGAGAAUCAAGCUGUCUUUUCGAGUACUGGAACAUGCAUACUGCUCCAAUGCAAGAGCAACAAAAUGCAACGCACAGAGUUUUCAGAAUGUAUGCCUGCCAACUGUCCACAAUCAGAGCAAAUAGUGCUGAAGAACAGCUGCUGCAAAGUCUGCAAAGGUUAUGACUUCUGCUCGGAAGGACAUAAUUGCAUGGAGUCCUCAGUCUGCAAAAACCUAGAUGACAAAGCUGUCUGUAUCUGCCGCGAUGGAUUCCGGGCUCUUAGAGAAGACAAUGCUUACUGCGAAGAUAUUGAUGAGUGUGCUGAAGGUCGCCAUUACUGUCGGGAGAAUACUAUUUGUGUGAAUACACCAGGAUCAUUCAUGUGCAUUUGCCAAACAGGCUACAUCAAAAUUGAUGACUAUUCCUGUACAGAACACAAUGAAUGUGCAACAAACCAGCACAGCUGUGAUGAAAAUGCGUUGUGUUUUAACACUGUGGGUGGACACAACUGUGUGUGCCAGCCAGGAUAUACUGGAAACGGGACUAUCUGUAAAGCUUUUUGCAAAGAUGGCUGUAGGAAUGGAGGGAGCUGCAUUGCUCCUAAUAUGUGUGCUUGCCCACAGGGUUUUACUGGACCAAGCUGUGAAACAGACAUUGAUGAAUGUGCCGAAGGAUUUGUUCAGUGUGACAGCCGUGCUAACUGCAUUAACCUACCAGGCUGGUACCACUGUGAAUGCAGAGACGGCUACCAUGACAAUGGGAUGUUCUCUCUGGGGGGAGAGUCGUGUGAAGACAUUGAUGAAUGCACUACGGGAAGACACAGCUGCAGUAAUGAUACUGUUUGCUUCAAUUUGGAUGGUGGAUAUGAUUGCCGUUGUCCCCAUGGCAAAAACUGUUCUGGUGAUUGUAUACAUGAAGGAAAAAUCAAGCAUAAUGGGCAGAUCUGGGUACUGGAAAAUGAUCGGUGCUCAGUAUGUUCUUGCCAGGUUGGGUUGGUGAUGUGCCGCCGUAUGGUUUGUGACUGUGAAAACCCAACAGUUGACUUGUUUUGCUGUCCUGAAUGUGAUCCCCGACUCAGUAGUCAAUGCCUGCAUCAAAAUGGAGAUGUUACAUAUAAAAGUGGAGACACCUGGGUACAGAACUGUCAGCAAUGCAGAUGUUUGCAAGGAGAAGUAGAUUGCUGGCCGUUGCCUUGUCCAGAAGUUGACUGUGAAUUUAGCGUAGUUCCGGAGAGUGAGUGCUGUCCACGUUGCAUCAACGACCCCUGCCAAGCUGACAUAAUACGCAAUGACAUCACAAAGACAUGCGUUGAUGAAACAAAUGUAGUUCGUUUUACAGGCUCUUCUUGGAUUAAGCACGGCACAGAGUGCACCCUCUGUCAAUGCAAGAAUGGACAUAUGUGUUGCUCUGUAGAUCCACAAUGCCUCCAGGAGCUGUGAUAAUAACCAACGACUCCUACAGAACAUACAAGGAUUAUGAAUGUUUUUCUCAUAAAAGACUUUACACCAAAUAAAAGUACACAAUUGGAACUGAUAUACAGUAUUAUAGCGUGCAAUCCAUUCUCUUGGUUCAAGAAGAAUAACAACCGAUAACAGACAGUUUACCUUUGAUUUUGUUAAACUGGAGGCCAAAUGUAAAACAGAUGCCAUUGACUUUUUGUGCAGGAUGCCUAUUUGGAAUCUAGUACAUAACCAUGUUUUUUAAAUGGGAUGAUCAACCAAACAUUAAAUGUAUUAAACCAAUGGAACUGUCCAUGUCCAUGUAUAAAGAUGAAUCUAAUAACCCUUUCAUGAGAUUUUAUGCCAGCUAUUGCUUGAAAACCAUGGAUUAUCUGGAAAAUAGUAUUACACACACCAAAUCUCAUGUUUCGGGCUCAUGCACAUGAAUGUAUUUUCAUUCCGUGUCCAUUCAGUUUUUUUUUUUUUUGUGACCGUAUACAGAACCUUUCAUUUCAAUGGGUCCGCAGAAAAAUGGAAGGUCCUCUGUGUGCAUUGCAUUUCCGUAUGUUCGUAUAUCCGUUCCGCAAAAAUAUAGAACAUGUCCUAUUAUUGUCCGCAUUAUGGACAAGGAUAGUGCUGUUCUAUUAGGGGCCAGCUGUUCUGUUCUGCGAGAUACGGAAUGCACACUGAUGUCAUCCGUAUUUUUUGCGGAUCUGUUUUUUUGCGGACUGCAAAAUACUAACGGUCGUGUGCAUGAGGCCUUCUAGAAAUAAAAGAUUAUGCCACUGCUCUGUGCACCAAGUCCUUGAACAUGAACAUCAAAAGUAUAUUCUGAAGAUCUUUGAAAAUUGCUGCACUGUUCAUUAUCUGCACACAAUUUUCUCACUGAAAUAUUUUAUUCCAUAUUGUAGAAAGUGUUUUUGCAAAUGAUAAAAAGAUUUAAGGUAUAUUGUGUUAUGGGCACCUCAUACUCUUCAAUAAGCAGAUAUUUAUGUACUGGCAUGGUAAACAAAUGUGUUUUGAAGGGAAGAUUACCAUCCAUGUUUUCUUUUUUUGCACUUAUUUCUUGAUUGGUUUAGUAUAAUCGUGUUCUUGUGAAAUUUAAAUAAAUGUUUCUCUUACAUACAA
Messenger RNA from Bufo gargarizans (Asiatic toad), 4004 nucleotides. RefSeq names its product neural EGFL like 2 (gene NELL2). The transcript is spliced from 20 exons. The coding region runs from base 351 to 2876 and encodes 841 amino acids. Gene Ontology annotation, molecular function: protein binding; calcium ion binding. Lineage: Eukaryota; Metazoa; Chordata; Amphibia; Anura; Bufonidae. The record is from RefSeq and is a predicted model, not a curated record.